AUGCAUUUACGCAGCAACAUUUGGGAAUCCCUGCCAGCUACACUGCUCCUUUGUAUUGUCUUUUGCGACUGUGGCGCUGUGGCGGCACGCUAUCAAGGCGCAGCACGUCAGCGUGGCGUACGCUUUAACGCCGCCCAUAUGACAUUUAACCACGCCUAUGUGCAUAAUGUCAGCACGGACCUAACCGGUGGCGCCUUGAAUAUCGAGAUGUGGCUGCUGCGUGACGUGGUGCCGGGCUUCAUGACCAAAUUCGAUGUAUUCAUCAGUCUAUCGGCGGAUAAGAAGCGCUUCCAGAGCAUAUUCGCCUACAAUGUGGACUUAUGCGGCAUAAUGAAUAACUUGUCGCGCAUUACUUUGCUGCGUGCUUGGAUGCUAAAUGUAAUUAAGUACAGUAAUCUGAAGCCGCAUUGUCCUUUGGAAGCGGGUCACUAUUAUAUAAGGAACUUUACGGUCGAGAAAGGCAGCAUACCUGUCUAUUUGCAGGCAGGCGAAUACCGCAUCGUCACGCACCAUUACUACAAAGGGAAGAAGAAUAAGAAAGAGAUAAGAGUGGCUGAUUUCCAGGCCGAUGUGGGGAUCGACUGA
Molecule: messenger RNA, 585 nt
Organism: Bactrocera dorsalis (oriental fruit fly)
Lineage: Eukaryota; Metazoa; Arthropoda; Insecta; Diptera; Tephritidae
Exons: 3
Coding region: 1-585 (194 amino acids)
Source: RefSeq, a predicted model, not a curated record